Messenger RNA from Cokeromyces recurvatus, 1765 nucleotides. RefSeq names its product putative DNA repair protein Mus81. Gene Ontology annotation, molecular function: 3'-flap endonuclease activity; crossover junction DNA endonuclease activity; DNA binding. Gene Ontology annotation, cellular component: nucleus; Holliday junction resolvase complex. The transcript is spliced from 5 exons. Gene Ontology annotation, biological process: DNA catabolic process; resolution of meiotic recombination intermediates; mitotic intra-S DNA damage checkpoint signaling. Lineage: Eukaryota; Fungi; Mucoromycota; Mucoromycetes; Mucorales; Mucoraceae. The coding region runs from base 35 to 1765 and encodes 576 amino acids. The record is from RefSeq and is a predicted model, not a curated record.
GAUCAGUUGAAACAAAUAAAUUGGCUUACUGUAGAUGCCUGAGCAUUGUGGAAAUCCUCUUUUACGUGAUUGGGUAAAAGAAUGGAUGGACAAAUCGCAAAGUUUACAGAGCAAAGCUUAUUUUACUUAUAAAAAAGCAUAUGAUUCACUAUGUAAAUGUCCUGUUACAUUCAGUCAUCCUUCUGAAGCUAUUUGUUUAGCUGGGAUUGGUGAAGGUAUGGUGAAAAGAUUAGAAGAAAAUAUGAAAAAAUACUGUAAAGAGAACAACUUGCCUAUGCCUUCUCGAACUGUCAAUUCAAAAGUAAAUAAUACAGAAAGUGCGAAUGGGAGAUCACCAUCAGCGACUCAAGUCAAAUCUAGAAGAACAAAACCUUAUGUUCCUGCUUUUAGAACAGGUGGUUAUGCCAUUUUAUUAGCUUUAUUGAACAUGUAUGAAAAUAAUCAAUUGAAUGGGACUCGUGAUCAAAUUUGUAAUUUAGCUCAACCUUAUUGUGAUUCAUCAUUUACUUUAGCAGAUGCAGGAAAAUCAUAUACAGCGUGGAAUAGCAUGAAAACCCUAUGUGACAAAGGCUAUGUCUGGAAAAAUGGAAAACCUGCAAAAUAUCAAUUGACAGAUACAGGUAUUGAAUUGGCAAAAAAAUUGAAACAAUCAGUGAUAGCUAAUAUAGGUAUUUCCAUACCAAAUUUAUAUGAUUCGACAAGUAGUGCCAAUCAAUAUGAAAGAAAGAGACAAAAGAAUAAGUCAACAACAAAGACAACUACAAGCGACCUUUUAGACAGUUUAUUAAAAGAAAAAGAAAGGAAUGGAGGAAAUGAUUUGAAUACAUCUGACUUGAAUUUAUAUCCUAAUGAGUAUGAUAUUUUCUUAGUAUUAGACAGUCGUGAAAUUCAAAUGAGGGGUAAUCGAGAUUAUUUUCAAGAGCAUUUAUUAGCAAAGGGGGUUCAGUGUAUUACACGAUCAAUGAAUAUUGGUGAUGUUAUAUGGGUUGCUAAAAAAAAAGGAAGCAGCAACCAGUCUGAUGAGUUAGUAUUAGACUAUAUUGUUGAACGUAAAAGAUUGGAUGAUUUAGUCAGCAGCAUUAAGGAUGGUCGAUUCACAGAACAAAAGACACGCCUAAAACGUUCAGGAUUAGAAAAAAUCAUUUAUGUCAUCGAAGAAUACAAUCGUGAUGAAGCAGAGAGGUUUGGAAUGCAGGCUAUUCAAACUGCUCUGUCCUCAAUGCAAAUAGUAGAUGGUAUCUUUCUGAAACGAACACAGAAUAUUGAUGAAACGAUUGAUUAUCUUGUAUCAACAACACAAUUAAUAAAACAGAUAUACAAUGAAACUACGCUUUAUUCUAUUCAGGAUCAUAUCGUUACUCGCCAAAAUUACCUUAAUUUAAAAGAUGCAUAUAGAAAUAAACAAGCAAAUGAAGAGGGUAAGGUAGCGUAUCUCGUCAACUAUUCACUUUUUAGUCAACUGAACGCAAAGAAUGGACCAAUAAGCUUACAUGAGGUUUAUUUACGAAUGCUGAUGACAAUUCGUGGUAUAAAUGCUGAGAGAGCUUUAUCCUUGAUGAAGGUCUAUCCUACGCCGCGUUCAUUACUAUUAGCUUUUAAAGGGAAGACGCUAGAUGAAGCAAAGAACUUAGCCAAGGUUGCAACACAAGGACAAAUUAGUAGACGUCGAUGGGGAAAGGAAGCGAGUGAUAAACUAUACCAAGUUUGGGGUGCUUUAGAAUACCCAAAUAUGGAACACAAUAAUGAUAAUGAUUUUGACAGAUAA